Epinephelus lanceolatus (giant grouper) is the source of this 2887-nucleotide messenger RNA. RefSeq names its product sterile alpha motif domain containing 1a (gene samd1a). NCBI's taxonomy places the organism in Eukaryota, Metazoa, Chordata, Actinopteri, Perciformes, Serranidae. Gene Ontology annotation, cellular component: nucleus. Gene Ontology annotation, molecular function: chromatin binding; histone binding; DNA binding. The record is from RefSeq and is a predicted model, not a curated record. Gene Ontology annotation, biological process: negative regulation of DNA-templated transcription.
UGGUUACUUAAACUGAUCUUGUGAAGCUACAGAUGCACAACAUGUGAACAAGCUUCACUAACUACACCAAAAAUUGGCGUCACGAAUGGCCACCUUUUGCGCCCAUAAUGGCCUGGCGCACAUGGGGCCCCGGGUGCGCGCGCUCGUCCCCGUCCAGGACUGCAAAUUCCACCUUAAACCCUGUCGGGUGAAAGUUUGGUUUGGAACUCCGUCGGUCCACCUUAAGCGCACACGCAAACGCAGGAGGCGUACAGCGAGGUUUCCGCUUCUCAGUUGGGCUCGGACCGCGGCUCGCGAAAAAAGCACCGUGUGUAACGUACGAGGUUGACGCACCAAGGUAAGAAGAAAAAGCAAGAAGAAAGAGAACCGAGCGAGCAGGGGGGAAAAAAAGAUGUCUGAACCCAAGUACCGCGAGUGGAUCCUGGACACUAUCGACUCGCUGCGGUCGCGAAAAGCCCGGCCGGACUUGGAGAGGAUUUGCCGAAUGGUCCGGAGACGACACGGGUCCGAGCCCGACCGAACCUGCGCAGAACUGGAGAAACUGAUCCAGGAACAAACCGUGCUCAAAGUUAACUACAAGGGCUCUAUCUCGUACCGGAACGCCGCCAAGGUUCAGCGGAGAAGCAGAAAAAAAGACGAUGUAACGUUAACGACGGCUGCGAGAAGGAGCGCGGUGGAAGAAGCCAGUCACUCUGACUUAAGCAACGGGGACAGCGCUUUCGGUCCCGUGGACCAGGACGAGGAGGAUUUGGAGGCUGACACCUCUAUGGCAAUAGACACAGACAGCAAUGCAGACGAAGAGGGGGCCGACGAGAGCCGGGACGGGCAGGACGGACCCUCUCCUGGCCGCCCGUAUGAAGAUGCCGCCGUGCACUGUGCCUCUGUGCGAGCCGCCUCUGCCCCCUGCUCCCCCUCUGGCACUCGGCCUGGCCCCGGCCCCGUCUGCAGCCCUGGCUCAGGUCUGGACUGUGCCUCUUUCCAGAAGGCUGGUGUGAGGCCCAGCUCCUUGCCCCCCUCCAGCCCCAGGGCCCUCACACACAAUGACUGGGCCUAUCAUUCUGCUGUCUGCCCAGCAGAGCGCCAGCACCCAGGAAUGCAGAGAGACAAAGCAGCCACGAAGCCAGCAACCCCGUCUCCAGCCACCAGUCCCUGCACUUUGAAGAACAAUGUGAAGAAAGAAGAUGGAGGCAAGGCGGUGGAUAGUGGCCUUUCAUCUGACCAGUUAGUGCCAGACUAUGCAGCGGGGCCGGAUGAGACCAAGAAUGUAUCCGAUGGGAGACCACAGGCACUGUCUUUGCCAUCUGACAACUGUACAUUAAAGAACAAGAUAGAUAUAUCCUCCUUCACAGCAGCCGAGGACAGCCUUCUGAACGGUGGCAAAGUUGAUGAAGUCUCUGUGAAGAAGGAAACCAUGAGCCAGAACUUAAUGCAGUGGACUGUAGCAGAUGUGGCCAGUUACUUCUCAGCUGCAGGCUUUCCAGAGCAGGCUGUGGCGUUUCGAACACAGGAAAUUGAUGGGAAGUCCCUUCUCCUAAUGCAGCGCAGCGACGUGUUGACUGGCUUGUCCAUUCGACUCGGCCCUGCCCUCAAAAUCUACGAGCGCCAUGUGAAGGUGCUGCAGAGGACCCACUUCCUGGAAUACGAAGACCUCUGAAGUGGUAAUAAUUCACAUGACAGACAGACAGACAAUGCUGCAUCGACCCAAACGUGCAUGCAGUGCCCUCUCUCCCAUCUAGAUCCUUCCACCCACCUUCAUAUACAGAAUAUGUAGAGGGUGAGUGGGGGGGCGGCGAUGGCUGCGGUGGAAUCAACUUUCACUGUGAGAAUGACCAGAAACUGAAAGACAGUCAUCCUACCUCUCAUUAUGGUCUUUGGUUUUCAAAUGGUUCUCAUUUCACCCACGUGGCAGUUCGAUUGCGUCAUUAAGGGAACAGACUGGUACAUUCAGAGUGUGUUUAAAAGUGGAUGGCAAGAGGAAAAGAUGGAUGAUGCAGCCAUUGAAUGGACUGAGCCUUCCACCUAGUGGACCACCUGUGGGCAACUGUACCCACGGACACAUGACUGCGUAGUGCUGCGAGCAAAGAGUUUGGGGUCCACAAGAACAUGUUGGAUCUAAAAUGUCUCGCUUUAUCCUCGCUCGAUCUGUAAUGGCACCUUCCGUUAGUCCAGGAUCUGUUUGUACGUGACACAGAUAAACAUAAAGCACAUCUGUCGUGAGUUUUCCUUUGAUUUUGUUACAUUAAAUAUCAUCAAAGUGCUGGGAAAGUCGGGCUAUCUACAUAUCUUCAUCACACGCCUGAUUCCUGACUUAUCAUGCCACCAAUAGCUGCUGAUGUUGGAUUAUGUCUUCAGUGUCUCACAGAGAUAUAACCAAUAUGAUUUACUACUACCUGCUGGCAAGGCAAUAUGUGUAUUUCUUUCUUUUUCUAUUAGAUGUGACUGUGGUCCAACUUAAUACAGUUGCAUUGUGGGGAACAAUCGCAGAUAGACGUGACCAGGGAAAUGUGCAGCCUAAUGGAAUUGGCUUUCAUACACACACACACACACACACACACACACACACACACACACACACACACACAAAAUAAAGUAAUAAACUUUGUGAAAUGUUAUUGUAAUACUGAAGAUAUUGUUUUAAAUUGAAUACCGCUGCUCAGUGCCUGUUUACGGAGCAGAUUUCUCGAUCAAAUGCAAUAUUUCAUGUUAUCAUCCAUUUAUGAUUUGUCUGGCAUCUCUUUGUGUUUUUAUGUAAACCAGCCUCUUGGAUUGUAACAUUCCAUACGAUGUAGUCCACAUCUCCCGUGUAUCUCCUCCCCUUUUUAUCUGUAACAUUCACACUUCUUCUUCUUCCAGAGUUGCAAAUAAAGCUCGUGUCUCUCUCUGUUCA